Molecule: messenger RNA, 750 nt
Organism: Cladophialophora yegresii CBS 114405
Lineage: Eukaryota; Fungi; Ascomycota; Eurotiomycetes; Chaetothyriales; Herpotrichiellaceae
Exons: 2
Coding region: 1-750 (249 amino acids)
Biological process (GO): cytokinin biosynthetic process
Cellular component (GO): cytosol
Molecular function (GO): hydrolase activity, hydrolyzing N-glycosyl compounds
Source: RefSeq, a predicted model, not a curated record
AUGCCAGCUUCUCAGGAGAAAGGGACAGUUCCGGUGGUCUGCGUCUUUUGUGCUUCCUCGCCAGGAAUAGACCCUGUCCAUCUAGAAUCAGCACGCAAGCUCGGCAAGUCUCUCCAUGAAGCGGGCUACCAAUUAGUCUACGGCGGCGGCACCAUGGGCAUCAUGGGCGAAGUCUCUCGCACUCUGGUCUCACUGUCCGGCCCGAGAUCCGUGCAUGGGAUCAUUCCUCGGGCACUGAUACGCUCGGAGAAGGACCCCAACGCACGAGAGAACACGAGCACGAGCAACGGUGGGCCGAAGAGGGCGGAGAGGACGAUGUCUUCAGAGGAGCUGCAACGGAUUGACAGCAACGAAGACCCCGAUGCUCAAAUUGUGCCAGAGUCCGAGUUUGGAAGGACGACGAUCGUACCGGACAUGCAUACACGGAAGCGCAUGAUGGCGAACUCGGUGCAACAGGGUGGUCCCGGAUCGGGAUUUGUGGCAUUGGCUGGCGGGUACGGCACCAUGGAGGAGGUUAUGGAGAUGGUUACCUGGAAUCAGCUAGGCAUUCACCAGGUUCCGAUCAUUCUCGUCAACAUCAAGGGGUACUGGAACGGGUUGCUGGAAUGGAUCAAAACAGCCAUCAGAGAAGGCUUCGUGGGUGAGGGCGCGGCGAAUAUCUUGGUUGAGGUUAAGAGCACCGAGGAGGUGAUAGACGCAUUGAAAGGGUACCAGGUAGCUCCUGGCAGGUACAAGAUGGACUGGUCAUGA